CUUGGUCAUGUCCUGGGCUUCAUCCUGGCGUCAAGGCUCAUCCUGCCCCGCGCCUCGGAGCUGAAGAAAGCGGGGCACCGGCGCAAGGCGAGCCCGGAGGGCUGCCGGCUGCAGCAGGGCGGGGGGCUGCUGCGCAGGGACUCCCGGGGGACGCUACUCCAGCGCCAGGUCGACGACCCGCCGGCCAGCAGCUUCCUCUUCGUGGGGGUCAUGACAGCCCAGAAAUACCUGCAGAACCGGGCGGUGGCUGCCUACAGAACCUGGUCCAAAACCAUUCCUGGCAAGGUCGAAUUCUUCUCCAGUGAGGGCUCGGACACCUCUAUUCCAAUCCCAAUAGUCCCGCUACCAGGUGUGGAUGACUCCUACCCACCCCAGAAGAAAUCCUUUAUGAUGCUCAAGUACAUGCAUGACAACUACUUGGACAAAUAUGAAUGGUUUAUGAGAGCAGACGAUGAUGUUUACAUUAAAGGGGAUAGACUGGAGAGCUUCCUUAGGAGUUUGAACAGCAGUGAACCCCUCUUCCUCGGACAAACUGGGCUUGGCACCACUGAAGAGAUGGGGAAACUGGCCUUGGAACCUGGUGAGAACUUCUGCAUGGGAGGGCCUGGAGUGAUCAUGAGCCGGGAGGUGCUGCGCAGAAUGGUGCCUCACAUUGGGCAGUGCUUGCGGGAGAUGUACACCACCCAUGAGGAUGUGGAAGUGGGAAGAUGUGUGCGGAGGUUUGCAGGAGUGCAAUGUGUCUGGUCUUACGAGAUGCAGCAGCUGUUUUAUGAAAAUUAUGAGCAAAACAAAAAAGGCUACAUCAAAGACCUUAGAAAUAGCAAGAUACACCGAGCUAUAACAUUACAUCCCAACAAGAAUCCCCCGUACCAAUAUAGACUUCAUAGCUAUAUGCUGAGUCGCAAAAUCGCAGAACUGCGUUACCGCACUAUACAGCUGCACAGAGAAAUUGUCCUGAUGAGCAAAUACAGCAAUGCAGAAAUACACAAAGAUGAUCUUCAGCUGGGGAUACCACCUUCUUUUAUGCGGUUCCAGCCACGCCAGCGUGAAGAGGUUCUGGAAUGGGAGUUCCUUACAGGAAAGUAUCUCUAUUCUGCAGCUGAUGGACAGCCCCCUCGGAGAGGGAUGGACUCAUCUCAGCGUCAAGCAUUGGAUGACAUUGUUAUGCAGGUCAUGGAAAUGAUCAAUGCCAAUGCUAAGACUAGAGGGCGGAUCAUAGAUUUCAAGGAGAUACAAUAUGGCUAUCGCAGAGUUAAUCCUAUGUAUGGAGCAGAGUAUGUUCUUGACUUGUUGCUUCUAUACAAAAAGCACAAGGGAAAGAAGAUGACCGUGCCUGUCAGAAGGCAUGCCUAUCUACAGCAGACAUUCAGCAAGAUCCAAUUUAUGGAGCAUGAAGAGAUAGAUGCCAAAGAGCUGGCCAGCAAAAUUAACCAAGACUCUGGAUCCUUGUCUUUCUUGUCCAAUUCAUUGAAGAUGUUUGUUCCAUUCCAGCUCAGUGGAUCAAAAGCAGAGCGGAAGGAGCCCAAAGACAGGAAGAUCAACAUCUUGAUUCCUCUUUCUGGACGCUUUGAUAUGUUUGCAAGGUUCAUGGGGAAUUUUGAGAAAACUUGCCUCAUUCCCAGUCAGAACGUCAAGUUGGUCGUCCUGCUUUUCAAUUCUGACUCAAAUCCUGACAAGGCGAAACAAAUUGAAUUGAUGAGAGAUUACCGUGUUAAGUAUCCUAAGGCUGACAUGCAGAUCCUGCCAGUGUCUGGGGAAUUUUCAAGAGCUUUGGCUCUUGAAGUUGGAUCUUCUCAGUUUAAAAAUGAGUCUUUGCUCUUCUUCUGCGAUGUUGACCUCGUGUUUACCUCAGAGUUUCUCCAACGGUGUAGAUCAAAUACAGUUUUGGGCCAACAAAUAUACUUUCCAGUUAUCUUUAGUCAGUAUGAUCCAAAGAUAGUUUAUAAUGGAAAAGUUCCUAGUGACAAUCAUUUUGCUUUCACCCAGAAAACAGGUUUCUGGAGGAACUAUGGCUUUGGCAUUACCUGUAUUUACAAAGGUGAUCUCCUUAGAGCAGGGGGCUUUGAUGUCUCUAUCCAAGGUUGGGGCCUAGAGGACGUGGACCUAUUUAACAAAGUCAUUCAAGCUGGCUUAAAGACUUUCCGAAGCCAAGAAAUCGGAGUUGUUCAUGUACAUCAUCCAGUCUUUUGUGAUCCCAAUCUUGAUCCAAAACAAUACAAAAUGUGCUUGGGGUCCAAAGCUUCAACUUAUGGGUCCACACAACAAUUGGCUGAACUAUGGUUUGAAAAAAAUGACCCUAAUUUUGGGAAGAGCAGCAAUACUAAUGGCUCAGUGAGGACAGCCUAAUGGUCCAGCUAUGCUGGAGAAGACUUUUUUUAAUUAUCUAAUUUAUUUUUGGAAAAUGUUUUGAUAGUUCAUUUUUAAAGACCACACAAGGAUAUAUUUUAGAAAUCAUGUUUUCUUACCACAAACUCUUUUUUGAGAAUGAGCUUUUUUGAACAAAACUGUGAUAUUUGCCUUUGAACAAAAGUUUUGGCUGAGUAUUAUCUGGCAGAUCUGCAUAAUUUGAUGACUUGAAAUAAGGUUUCCAUAUAAACAAAGGACCUUUCUUUAAAAAACAAAAAACAAACCAAAAAAAAAUCCCUUUUUCCAUUGCUGUCUUUUUUGCUAGGAUUUUAUAAAUUGGAAAACCCUGUAUCUAACCUAUUGUGUUGUGACUGUUACAUUACACAAAGUCUAUCCUUUUUAAAUAGCCAUAAUGUUCAGAUUGUGAUAGAACAAAGCAAAAGUGUGUGGCAAUAGUUGGGUUAUUGAUUUCAAAAGUAUUUCAGUUGGUUGAUUUAUUUCAACCAAGAGUGUACUUUUGCUUAUUGUGGCUGAGCAAAACUUUUAGAAGGGGAUGUAGAAAAGAAGCACAACCUCGUAUCAGAUUAGUCCAUCUGUAAGUUUUUGUCUGACAUUUGGCCCAUAUGUGGAUUUAACAUUAAAAAUUCCAUGGUGGAUUCUGUGUAUUUAAAAUUAUUCUCUUGUCUUGAGCAGAGCUUGCAUGAUGGUGAAAUGCUAAGUUGUAAUGAGUGUGAGAGGGAGAAAUAAGAAUUUCUCACCGCUAAAAAGGACACAAUUAAAAAUUUGAAAUCCUUAAUGAGAACAUUGGAAACUUACAUCUCAUUGCAUUCAUUUUGUUCAGUCAGUUACCACAGUGUUUCUCAACCUUUUUUUAUAAAACCUUAAAAAAAAUAACUACCCCUAGUACCUACAGUUUUCAGACACACACACAAUUUUUCUACCAUUGUAACAUAUUUGUUUAAACAACUUAAUUGUAAUUAAGGCAGGCGAUGAAAUAUUUAGGUGUAAAAAGUACAAAAAUAAUAAAUUGCUGUAAAACUUUAAACAAAAAUUGAGUUUUCUCCAAUUUUCAGUUUUGUUGACGUACCCCCCAGACUUCUCGCGAGUACCCCUAAGGGUUCUCAUACCACUGGUUGAGAAACACUGAGUUACAAGAUGUUGAUGGAAACAGUUGUUACAGUCUUUGGCUACUAGUUCCUUUUGUUUUCUGUAUCUGAUAGACCUUUAAUUUAUUUAAUAUCCAUUGUUUUAGGUUCCUGCCCUUUUCUUGAAUAUGUUAGCCAUUUAUUUAUAUAUAUAUAUUAGAAAUGUAUUGCUUUUUCUCACUGUUAAGGUAGUGUACAUCUUACUUGCAGUAAACUGUGAUCUCCAAAGAUUUCUUUUGAAAGUAUUUUUUAUUCCAAAUUUCUUUUAAAAUUUUACUUGUGUGACUCAAAUAACCUUGGAAAGUGAUUUGAUGCUCUGAGGUGUUGAGUAGAAAAAAAUGAUUCAUUUGAGUUAUCACCUAGUAAAGGUUAAAGAAACAUUCAAUAAAGUGCCUUAAAGUAAACAAAAAGAAGGGGGGAUCUUUUGCAUUGAGACUUAGAACAGUGAUGGAAAUUGCCGUUGAAGCAGAUCAUACAUUUGGAUCUAAUAUCUUUUGCUCAGAAAUUAAAAAUAAAAUCAGCAAACAAAAUAUUUUUCUAUUGACUCUUCAACACCAUUUUACCUCUAUUCCCAGUUCCAUUUCAGUAAUAUAAAGACCUACCCUUUGGGAGGUGAAAGGUUGUAAAAGAGAUUGAAAAUCCAUAUUUAGAUUGGAUUUACUAAGUUUUACGGGGUCUUUAUGGAGUUAUUGCUUGAAUAUUCCAAUAGAAAAAAUUAGUGGUUGUGCAUUUAUAAAGUAUGAAUUACAUUUGCAACUAGUCUAGAUGUCGUACAGAUGUUGUCAUUUUUUGGUGAGAGCGCCAGGGAUGUAGAUACUUAUGGAUUCAAUGCAUGGAAAAUAUUGAAAGUCUUGGUCCUAAGAUGCAAUAAAGAUUUGUAUUUGCAAUCCUA
Molecule: messenger RNA, 4383 nt
Organism: Pelodiscus sinensis (Chinese soft-shelled turtle)
Lineage: Eukaryota; Metazoa; Chordata; Testudines; Trionychidae
Gene: CHSY1
Product: chondroitin sulfate synthase 1
Cellular component (GO): Golgi cisterna membrane
Molecular function (GO): glucuronosyl-N-acetylgalactosaminyl-proteoglycan 4-beta-N-acetylgalactosaminyltransferase activity
Source: RefSeq, a predicted model, not a curated record